AUGAAGCUAGUGUGCGAUCUGCGCAUGCCUGCAGUUUCGGACCUUAGUCGUGUAAGAUCUUUAGACGGUAUUCGGAUUGAAAAACCUGAACGCUCUAAGUUAACAGGGAAAACCCCAUGCAACAAUGAAGCUUUAGACGAAAUGAUUAGAUUACGAAAUAGUUCGUUAGGAUGGAUGCCCUACAUCUUUGUUUUGGUGGGAAGUGUGUACUCCUCCAAACGCCCCCAUAUUUUAUUCAUUAUGGUCGAUGAUAUGGGUUGGAACGACGUGUCUUUUCACGGAUCAGAUCAGAUAUUAACACCGAAUAUCGACACAUUAGCGUCUCAAGGCGUCGUCUUAAAGGAGUACUAUAGUGAAGCAAUUUGCACGCCGGCCCGCAGUGCGCUCUUGACUGGAAAAUAUCCAAUGAGAAUAGGCAUGCACGGAUCACCUCUUUCCAAUUCCGAAGACCGCGGAAUACCUAUAAGUGAAAAACUCCUUCCGGAGUAUUUGAAGAACUUAGGAUAUGAUACACAUUUGGUAGGGAAAUGGCAUGUCGGAAUGUCUAGACAGGAGUUCCUACCUUUAGCGAGAGGAUACGAUUCUCAUUAUGGUGUAAGAGGAGGCAUGGCCGAUUAUUAUACGCAUCAUAAUGUUCAACCGAUGCCAAACGGAGGUGAAUUUUUCGGCCUUGAUUUAUUUGACAACGACAUUCCACAAGCUGACGAAGAGCGCUACAUAGUAGAUGCACUUACAGACAGAGCUAUCGGAAUUAUUCAAAACCACAAUAAGUCUCGACCAAUGUUCCUGCACUUGGCACAAACGGUACCUCAUGCAGGUAACGAGGGAGGCCACUUGCAACCUCCGCUUUUCAGGACUGUUAAGAACAAACAUAUUGCUCACUCCGAUAGACGCUUAUACGCGGAGAUGAUCACAUAUUUAGAUGAAAGUGUAGGCAAAAUCGUUAAAGCUCUUGCAAAUAAAGGAAUUUUAGAAGAUACCAUUAUUGUAUUUGCUUCUGACAAUGGAGCUCCAACUGAAGGCAUUUUUAAUAAUUGGGGAGUCAAUCUACCUUUUAGAGGACAAAAAGAUACCCCUUGGGAAGGUGGAGUCAGAGUGCCAGCCAUCAUUUGGCAUUCAUCGCUUAAACAUAAAGUUUGGGAAGGUCUAAUGCAUGUUACUGAUUGGUUGCCAACCUUAUUGGCAGCAGCUGGUGGAGAAAUUGGAGCGGAAAUAGAUGGCAUAAAUCAGUGGAACUCUAUAGUAGGAAAUGGAGAACCUAAAAGGAAAGAGGUUCUCAUAGCAGUGAGUGAUGAUAAUAUUAGAGCUUAUGCUGCAUAUCGAGCUGGUGACUACAAAAUUAUUGUAGGUAAUGUAUCUGGUUUAUCGAAUAGCUACUAUGGUGUAGAAUUUAUGAGGCUUAAAGAAUCUCCUCCAGACUAUUUUCCAUCUCUUCGAGGUUGUGAAGUGGCUAAAGUACUUGAAUCGUUCGGGUUAUUUCUAGAAUAUGAUAAGGUUUUAGCUAUGAGGAAAGCAAGUUCAAUUCAACAAUUAGAUCGUACGGAAGAUACCAUUUCUUGUGAACCUACACUUGUUCGAGGUUGUUUAUAUAAUGUUCGACAAGAUCCAUCAGAAAGUCAUGAUCUUUGGUCUCACAAUAACAAAAUAGCCGUGAUGCUUACAAAAAGAGUUAAUGCUUUAGUUGCAAUGCAGCAAAAACGAAAAGUAUUUGAAUUGGACGCUAGGUCUAAUCCAGCUAAUUUCGGAUACAUCUGGCUUCCUUGGCUAAACGAUACGAUGGUGGGUGAUGCAAUUGAUACUAAUUAAAUGAUUUAAAGAAUAAAGUAUAAUAUUAAAAAAAGCGAACUUUAUCGAACAUUAAACAAUUAAUAGCAGAUCAAUAAAUAAAGAAGACGGUUGCUUCAGAUAUCAGCUAUUCUGCUUGACGAAAGGAAACUUAUUAUAUUUUUAUUGAUUAAUUUUUACUUUUAAUAUGUUGUUGUUAUUUUCAUA
Messenger RNA from Melitaea cinxia (Glanville fritillary), 1992 nucleotides. Its product is annotated as arylsulfatase B-like. Bases 1 to 1806 code for a protein of 601 amino acids. Lineage: Eukaryota; Metazoa; Arthropoda; Insecta; Lepidoptera; Nymphalidae. The record is from RefSeq and is a predicted model, not a curated record. The transcript has 8 exons.